AUGAACACCGUUAUGUUUCAGCUUUACCAAGAGCGAGUGAUUCCGCUGUUGAUGGCCCACUGUCCGCCUAAACUUGAUGUGUUUCCACAGAUACUUGUCGAAGGAAUAGCUUGUGAGUCUUUGAAAUUUUUUUUUCAUGAGCCCUGCAAUGAAAGACAUUUUGUUAAAGCCGCCAUCAUCAUUGGAUAUGAUUUCCACGAUCAACUUAACAACGACGCUUUUAUGAUUCACGAAUUGAAGGUGGCAAUCGAGAAACAGCUACGGGCGGAUUUUGAAGUGCUACGACAUUUUGUUAAAGCCGCCAUCAUCAUUGGAUAUGAUUUCCACGACCAACUUAACAACGACGCUUUUAUGAUUCACGAAUUGAAGGUGACAAUUGAGAAACAGCUACGAGCGGAUUUUGAAGUGCUACGCUCGAUUGUGAAGGCAGUGACUGAGAGUGUUAGUGGAUAG
Cooperia oncophora is the source of this 453-nucleotide messenger RNA. Lineage: Eukaryota; Metazoa; Nematoda; Chromadorea; Rhabditida; Trichostrongylidae. The record is from the annotation of a GenBank genome assembly.